Drosophila serrata is the source of this 1141-nucleotide messenger RNA. RefSeq lists its product as uncharacterized. The record is from RefSeq and is a predicted model, not a curated record. NCBI's taxonomy places the organism in Eukaryota, Metazoa, Arthropoda, Insecta, Diptera, Drosophilidae.
CCGAAGUGAAAACAUCUAAUUCCGAAAAUUUUAAUCCUUCUUUGUUUUUUGUUUUUUGUAGUAAAUUUUCUUCCCAUUUUUUGUUAAAAAUGCAUUUUUACAUUUCGAAAUUUUUGUCCCUGGUAUGUUUUUCAUUCCUGUAUGUGAUAUUACUCGUAGCGCGUUUCGUCUCGGAUUGGCGUAAGGUGCCGCGCCCGGUACCGGUACUUGUACCGGUACCCGAACCGGUACCCGUACCCAUGGAGGUCCAACCGGAACCGGAACCGGAAACGGAUCGUCUUGAGGAUGAUGAUGGACGCGAUGAGGCCAAUUCUCCUGGACGCAAUUCUCCUCCGGCCCCACGUGCUCGUCGUCCAAUUGGAGGUCGCAAUAGGGCACAGGCCAGGGAAGAUGCUGAGCAGUAAAAUUAGCAGGAUUUAGCAAUCCUGCCUCGUUAUUGUUUAUUGUUUUUUUGUUCCAUAUGCUUGAAAGCGAAAUUGCAGCCAAUGGUGAAAUGCGAAUACACUGGAAACAAAAAUAACAAGAUUUAAGCUACAUGAUCACAUCAGCAGAUCCAUCCAACGAACGCUUAAUUCAAGUUGAAGGCUUCGGCUUCGGCUGCGGCUACGACUUUGACUGCGUCUCCGGCUAAACAAACGCACCUUGGCUGCCAAUUUCGCUGUUUAAUUUUUGGUUUUUCGUUCGUGUUUUAUCAAGUUUUUGUUGUCUCUGGUGUGCGUAUUUACCUACCUUGCACAGCGAGCAGCUUUUCGACACCCACAGUGCCGGUGGCGGUGGAGGAGCAGGAGGAGUACACACGUGGGUCGACGCCGCCGCUGCUGCUGCUCUUGGUGAAAGUUCAAGGCCGGCGCAAAGAAGCUCAAGCCCCGCGGGCUUUUACCUCGCCAUCCAUCUGGCGUAAAUUGUAAAUUUUAUGUGUUCAAUUGUUGCCCCGAGCUGGUGAUCACUGAUCAGUGACUUUGCCUUCUAAGGAGGCAACCUAUCCUACGCCAGGUGGAAGCAGGAUGUGAGGCCACCUUGAAGACGUUAGUUAAUAAGGAAUUGCCGUAGAUGGAGUCACGUUUAUCUAAAGGCACAUUUAUAUGUUUUCAUGUGUAUAACUUUUUAAGGGGACAUAGAAUACAAGAAAAAGUGUGCGGUA